UUCUGUAGUUUGCUUCCGGAGACUUUUUGCAAUAUUGCUUCCGGAGACUCUUCACUAGGAGCAUCGCCCAACUUUGCUUUGAUCUGCAACUUCCUUUUAGCAAUAUUUGCUUCCUGAAACUAUUCUGUAGUUUGCAGCAGUUGAGCAACGAUCACCUCUAGAUCCACUUUAUUUGGAGCUCUUUUGGCUUGCAGAUCUGAGAGAAGAAAACAGGGAUCUGCCGCUGCUCUCUUCUGCAAUCAAAUGGCGGUGUCACUGACAGUGGUGGGGGGAUGGGUCGCGCAGGCCUUCAUCCAGACCUUGAUCGAUAAGGCCAGCGACACAGCCAUCCAACUGUUUGCCGAGCGCCGGGGUUUCGCGGCGGACAUGAAAAAGCUUCGCACGUCGCUGCUGGAGACUCGAAUCAUCCUUGACAAGGUACAGAGUAGCGGGAGCAACAGCACCAAGUGGAAGACAUUGAUGCGGGAUCUUAAGGAUGCUGCUUAUGAUGCUGAGGACUUGAUAGAUGAGUUCCAAUACCAUCUCCUCAGGCAGAAGAUCAAAGGUGAAGAAGAGGACAAGGCAAGUGGCUCCAGUGGCCUUUCAAACAUUUUUUCAGCUGCAAAAAAAAGGUUGUUUGCUUCUUCUUAUUCCUUGGGGGAAGAUGAUAUCAGAGCUAGAGUGAGGGAAAUUCAAGAAAGGCUGGAGGGAAUUGCUAUUAGUGUGAAGGACAUCAUGAAAGUGUUACCACCAAAUGAUCAACCUGAGGUGAAGUUUCAGGCUAGAGAAUCAUGCUCUUCCCCGGUGACGGACAUAUUGUUUGGCAGAGACAAAGAACUGAAUCAAGUGGUAGACUGGUUGUUGGGGUCAGCUAGUCAGGUGAAACCGGCAUCGGGAUUUGUCAACGAUACCUUCUCCGUCUUGCCCAUUGUCGGGAUAGGAGGAGUUGGAAAGACUACUCUUGCUCAGUACGUGCACAAAGACAACAGAGUUCAGGAUCAUUUUCAUCUAAAGAUUUGGGUCUGUGUGUCUGACAAUUUUAGUGUGCAGAGACUCACUAAAUCUAUAAUAGAGUCAGUAACUCUUAAAAAAGAAUAUGAUAAUAUAGAGUUAGAACCUCUUCAAAAAAUACUCCAUCAGCAUAUUGCAAAAAAGAAGUUUCUGCUUUUUCUUGACGAUGUGUGGAGCGAUGAUAAGAGUAUCUGGGAGAAAUUCUGUGCACUACUCAAAGUCGGAGAGCAUGGUAGCAAAAUCAUUGUUACAACUCGAGAUAUGAAAGUUUCUAAAAUGGUUAGCCCGGCGGAACCAAUCUUGCUCCAUGAUUUAGACGAAGAUGCCUUUUGGAAAUUGUUCAAGAAAUGCUCAUUUGGUACACUCAACCCCGAAGACUAUCCAGAGCUAGAAGACAUUGGUAGAAAGAUUGCUCGCAAGUUGAAGGGCUCACCAUUAGCUGCAAAGACACUCGGCAGUGUUCUACAAUUAGAUUUGCGCAAGCAACACUGGGCCACCAUAAUGAAGAGCGACAUAUGGAAAGUAAAACAAGAUGAAGAUAGCAUUAUGCCAGCUCUGCAUUUAAGUUAUCAAUAUCUUAAUGAAAAUCUGAAGCAGUGUUUUGCUUUUUGCUCGGUGUUCACUAAAGACACCAGUUACCAUAAAGCUCAUUUGGUUCCGAUGUGGAUGGCCGAAGGUUUCAUCGAAGAUAAUAACACAAAGAGGAUGGAAGAUGUUGGAAACGAUUAUUUUCUUGAGUUUGUUAACAGAUCUUUCUUUCAAGAAUUCAAACAUGGAUUUUAUCCAUAUAUGAUGCAUGACCUUAUACAUGAUUUAGCCGAGAUGAUUGCUGAGGAAGAGACAUGUAAAAUUCAAAGUAAUGAACAAACAAAGAAGCUUCCCAGUACAGUUCGACAUCUACUAGUAGAAAAAAGAAAAGUGCCGCUGGAAUUGUCUGGAUACGACAAGUUGCGUACCUUGUUGUUGAAAAAUUCACCUCCCGAUAGCCUCUUCGAAAAACUAAGAAGCAUUCGCGUUCUGGAUUUAAGUUUUUGUGGCUUGCUGGAGUUAUCUGGACAUAUUGGUAAAUUGAUUCACCUUCGUUUCCUUGAUUUAUCAUACAAUACUGAAAUUAAAUUUUUGCCUGACUCAUUGUGCGACCUUUAUCAUUUGCAAACGCUAAGAGCACGGAAUUGUUUUUCAAUGGAGUCUAUACCACAAGAAUUGCAUAAGUUGGUCAAUCUGAGACACAUUGAUGCAGAUGAAAAAAUUUGGUUGAUGAUAAAGGAUGUAUGGAGACUAACUAAUCUUCAAGAAUUGCUAACAUUUAGUGUUCGAGAGGGCGAUGCCCUCAAGCUUGGACAACUAAAGGAUAUGACACAGUUUCAUGGAACACUUCAUAUUCAAAAUCUUGAGAAUGUGGUCGAUAGCAAAGAAGCACAGCAUGCUGAGUUAAAGAACAAAGUCCAUCUACAAGAAUUGGUGUUAAAAUGGAAUGAUGAGAAGGAUGCCAAGUUGGAAGAGGAAGUAAUUGAAGGUCUGCAGCCACAUGAAUCGCUUGAAAUAUUGAAAAUUAAUGGGUAUAAUGGAGGUAGGUCACCUAGUUGGUUGAUGCCAAAAGUUCUAUCCAUUUUGAAAAAACUUGAAUUAGUAAAUUGCAAGAGAUGGGAUGACGAUCUGCCAUUUAUUGGUCAACGUUUGCAUCUAAUUGAACUUCUCAUGGACAACAUGCCUGCUUUGAAACGACUGAGUCAUGAAUUUGAAGGCAAGUGUUUUCCCAAGUUGGAAAUGCUUAAGUUAUUCAAUUUGCCGGCCUUUGAGGAGUGGUUUUGGACCGAUGGCAAAGAUCUAUUUCCCUGCAUGCGUGAACUUGUUGUCAUAAAUUGUCCUAAACUAAAGAGAUUACCUCCCUUCCCUCCUUCCCUAGAAACGUUGAUAAUAAGAGGCUGUCCCGAGCUCAUAUUAAAUAACGAAACGGCAGAUGACGAGGAAUGUGACCGCCUUCUACCGCCCUCACUCAAGGUAUUGGAAUUGAGCGACUCAGGUGAAUAUGCAAAACUUUUGCCUGACUGCUUGCACAAUCUUUGUUUAGUUACUCGUUUGACAAUAAGCCAUUGUCCACACAUAACGUCUAUUCCUCUGGUUCAAUUGGUAGAACUGCGAUGGUUGUUCAUCAAUUACUGUGAUGAGUUGACACGGAUGGAGAGCUUAGGACUCCUUAAAUCCCUCGAGCUAUUGCAGAUAAUAGGAUGUCCUAAGCUGGUUCAGUUGAAUGUAGAAGAUGAGCAAGCAGGGAGCUUGUCAUCUUUGCGCAAAUUAUGUGUGGACAACACUGCUGUGCUUAAAAUGUUUCCUCUGAGAAACUCACUGUCAUUCAUCAUAGAACUUGAAAUUGCCGCAUGUUCUGGGGAGGUGAUAUUUGAGGAGGCGAUGCAAAGCCUCACUGCUGUUACAUCUCUAAUCUUCUAUAAUUGCAAGAAACUACAAUCUCUGCCGACAGAGCUGCUGCAUAGCCUUCCCUACUUAGAAGAAUUAACAGUGGCUAACUGUCCACAGAUCCAUUCACUGCCAGAUAUAGGACUUCUUCCCUCCCUACGGAUGUUAACAAUAGACAACUGUCCACAGAUCCAUUCUCUGCCGGAGAAAGGACUUCCUACCCUUCUCGAAUGCCUAAAUAUAUGUGACUGUCCACAGAUUCAUGAGAUGCCAGAUCAGGAAGGGUUUCCCAAAUCACUAUAUGUUUUCCGUUGCAUUGGCGAUGUUCAUCCAACGCUGAAGGAGCAAUCACAAAAGUUCUACACGGAUAGAAAUAUGAGAGAAAGGGCAUUGAAAUUGGAAUGAGAACAUGGAGAGUUCAAUUAAUUAUCACAACAAGGAUCUGGUUCUUCGAGGACAUAACUAUGCAUAUGACAAGCGGUAAAAGCGUCUGUUGGAGUUUGCUGAUAAUAAUAUUCAAGUAAUGACUUCGUGAUAUGUUCUUAUGUCAAUAUAUACAUCCUUUAGAAUCACUAUGCGAACAAUAAUUUGCUUAUUGUGUCAUCUGUAUGGAUUUCUUUAAUUUUCAUUGGCAUAUGUGUGAACUUGCUAAAUUAUUUAGAUCUUGCUAAAUACUUUGUGUAUUCUGACAUUCGAAUAUUGUGCAACUAUUAUUAUCAUCGAAUUUGUGAUUUCUAUAUUUAAA
Messenger RNA from Zingiber officinale, 4150 nucleotides. RefSeq names its product putative disease resistance protein RGA1. Lineage: Eukaryota; Viridiplantae; Streptophyta; Magnoliopsida; Zingiberales; Zingiberaceae. Gene Ontology annotation, biological process: defense response to other organism. The transcript has 3 exons. Bases 244 to 3810 code for a protein of 1188 amino acids. Gene Ontology annotation, molecular function: ADP binding. The record is from RefSeq and is a predicted model, not a curated record.